AUGCAUCAGCCGACAAGAAUUCGAAAGGUAGAGGCAUCCUUCCACUUUCGUGGCACACAUUAGUCAUCCGAAUCAAAAAAAAAAAAGUGUGCAGUCUCCGUCGAGGACGAGAAGAGACAGACGAGAGCCCUUCAAUUAUUUCCCUUGAGAAGUUUCUACAACAAUCUUCUGUCUUCUUAAUCAUAACUGGAAUUCUUACUAUCGCUAACGUUUAGUGUUAGAAAAGUUACAAAACGUUGAGACGAGUGGUAAGUGUGACCAGCGCUGUGAAGGUGCUAUUGCGUCUGGGAAAGUCGAUCAACUGUCAGAAUUUAUUCGGACGACGAUUGUCUGUAAAAAAGAAACAAUUGAUCCGGUGUGACGAUUUGAUUCCCAGAAGAGAUGGGCAUCAAGAAUUAGAAGAAUUGUUGCUGCGUUUCUUCUUGCGAUCUUCGGCGGACAGAGACGAAGAUGUUGCUGGCCGUUGGACGAGAAUUCUUCUGGCAUUAUGCGGCCGAGUGCUGCGGAAUUCGAGCGUCACGAGGCAGGAAACUGAAAAGAUAGCAUUCGACGAUCGGGCACAUGGUAAUUCGAAUACCGACUUACGAACAUUUUACGUGUUACGAGUGUUGCUCGAACCUGAACGAGUUGUCACUGAUGACAAGGCAGCAAUUCGACAGAAGAAGAGGAGAGUGAAUCAGUGA
This is a messenger RNA of Heterotrigona itama, 683 nucleotides long. The record is from the annotation of a GenBank genome assembly. Lineage: Eukaryota; Metazoa; Arthropoda; Insecta; Hymenoptera; Apidae.